AUGUAUGUUGGGUGGGCUGCAAGAAGGGCCGCUACUAAUGCGAUCCGAGGCCCUCAGUCUGCUUUGACGGACUUUCUAGCGUCUCACAACAUUUCGGCGCAUCAGAUUCACCAAGAGCACCAACGUAGACUUCGAGAAGCGCAGCAACAAGCGGCUCAAGAAACGGGCGAAGCUGAUGAAAACAAAGAGAAUGAGUCGGACCCAGGCGAUGAGGCCGUGGAGGAGCGCAAAAAGCGAAAGAGGAAAGAGGAGAAAGCCAUCAUGAAAAUCAAGCAAAGCAAGGAGUUCAAACGGAGGAAGUUUGAAGAGAAGAUCAAAAAGCGUCAGAAAGGUUCUGGUGACGAUGAUGAUAGUGACUAUGAUGAUGAUUCUAUCGCUCGAAACAUGCUCUACAAGAAGGCACAACCCAUGCCAGGUCAAUUCGAGAACUGCGAGAUUUGUGAGAAGCGCUUCACUGUCACAGCAUAUUCCAAGACCGGUCCAGAGGGGGGCUUAUUAUGCACGAAGUGCUCGAAAGAACUUGGGAAGGAAGAGAAGAAGAAGCAACAACCAAAGAAGCGAGGGCCCCUGAAAGGAAAGCGUCGGCAAACAGAAAGUGAUCGAAUGAUGGGUGAUGUCAAACCAGGAGCAAAGAGUUUAGUGGAGAUUUGCGUGCGGAAAGUUGUCGCCAACAUUGUGGACAUUGAGGAGUUUGGUGAUCUGCCCCAGACUCUUCUCGAUCGACUCAGUCAGGUUCUGUCGCAGAAACGAGCUCUUGAUCCUCGGACAUUGGAAUUCUUCUUACAGGCAGACUCGUCCAGGAUCGCCAUCUACGAUGCUGCAAAGCUCGAAACAGAUGAUUUUGAGAAGAUCUUCUCCUUCAUGCCUGAAUUGGAGGAUGUGAACCUUCGAAAUGCCGGACAGAUGAAAGACGAAGUCCUCCUCUACAUGCUUGAUCACAAUCCCAAGAUCAAACAUCUGCAACUGGGUGCCGCAAACCUCAUCACAAAUCAUGGCUGGCUCCAACUAUUCCAGAAACAAGGUCCCAAGCUAGAAAGCUUCAAAACGUGCGACCUCGACGCCGCUCUAGACGACAGCGCCAUUGAAGCGCUCGUCCAGCACUGCCCUAAUCUCCAACGCCUAAAACUCAAAAAAUGCUGGCAGACCACGGAAAGGUCCAUCCAAUGCCUAACAAGCCUCCCUAGUCUUCACCACCUUUCUCUCUCCAUCUGCCCCGACACCUCCGCGGAAACUCUCUCGACACUCAUAACCACCAUCGGCACACCCCUUGAAACCCUCUCUCUCGAAUCCUUCCACAACGCCGACGACACUACCCUCACCGCCAUCCACCGCACCUGCACCGAACUCUCCAAACUCCGCUUCACCAACAACGCGAUCUGCACCGACGCGGGCUUCGCCUCCCUCUUCAGUAACUGGCCCAACCCACCCCUUCCAACCAUCGACCUCUCCGACAACCGCGACAUCGACAAUCAAAACCCCGACGGGCCAGCCGAAAGACCCAUCGGCCUCGCCUCUAUGGGCUUCCAAGCCCUGAUGACCCACUCCGGCUCCCGCCUCGAAAAGCUAAAUGUGAAAGCAUGUCGCCAUAUCUCUCACGAAGCGCUCUUACGCGUCUUCGACCACGAAAAGCACACUUACCCCAUGCUGAGAGAUAUGGAUCUCAGUUUUGUGGCCCCUGUGGACGAGGUGGUCACGACUGCCAUCUUCCGGUGUUGUCCGAAGCUGGAGAAGCUGGCGAUCUUUGGUUGUAAUCAGGUUCGGGGCCGGGAGGUUAGGAUCCCUGCCGGCGUGGCGGUGAUCGGGAUGAUGGACGCGCAGGAGAGUGUUGUAGUGGAGGGCGGGUGGGAGAGGGGUGAUGUUUAA
Messenger RNA from Endocarpon pusillum Z07020, 1863 nucleotides. RefSeq lists its product as uncharacterized. The coding region runs from base 1 to 1863 and encodes 620 amino acids. The record is from RefSeq and is a predicted model, not a curated record. Lineage: Eukaryota; Fungi; Ascomycota; Eurotiomycetes; Verrucariales; Verrucariaceae. Gene Ontology annotation, cellular component: SCF ubiquitin ligase complex. The transcript has 3 exons. Gene Ontology annotation, biological process: SCF-dependent proteasomal ubiquitin-dependent protein catabolic process.